AUGGCUGCGACUGGUCGGACAGCGGCAGAUGCUGAGAAGGUUCCGGAAGGAGGGAAAGCCUCCCACGGAGCAGAUGGCGCAGGUCGUAGUGCAGACGGUGCAGCUGGGAGCCGAGCCGCUGUGGUAUGGGAGUUCAGUGUGAAGGAUGGCUUCAAGGCUUUCGACAAAGAAUGCCAAGAGUUGGUGGAAACCCUACAUCGAGCUUUUCUGGCUGGUGGUAAUCGUGUUGGCCAUGUGCCUAUGGGGAAGCAGACAAUCCUGGUAGACUUCAUUGAAGCUUGGAUCUUGAUGGAUUCGUGGGGAGCUUCGGAAAACGCCCGCUUUCCUUGA
Molecule: messenger RNA, 330 nt
Organism: Cladocopium goreaui
Lineage: Eukaryota; Dinophyceae; Suessiales; Symbiodiniaceae
Source: the annotation of a GenBank genome assembly